UGGUGCUCAACAUAGUAGAGGACAGACCUGAGAGCAGACAGACAGACAGGCUGCUGAACAACUGCCCAUAACCCGUUUAUCGAAGCUGUCAGUGCUGUGGAGGUCUUUUAUAAGCAGGGAGGGCGUGGCUGACAGCAGGAAGCCUCCACUUCUCUCGUUUUAUCGCUGGAAAAUUAACACGCCCAGACUGUGUCUUACGUUGUCAUCUCUUACUUGAGAAAAUGUCCAGGUCAGACUACCCACCGGGGUACGACGACUCCCGGGGCCCGCUAUAUCCACCUCAGGGAGGGAAUUACCCACCACCCCCUGCGUAUGGCUUCCCUGCCUUCGGUGGUCCCCAGCCCUCUGCUCCCUACCCCACUGGUUCAAAUGCCCCUCUGUACCCAGGCCAGCCGGGGGGCUAUCCUCCUGGCCCGUACCCAGGACAGUCUCACCCCGCUGGGCCUCCAGGAACUGGCUACCCCAAUCCUCCUCCCAUGCCCCCUGUCAUGCCACCUACCAUUCCAUCAGAUAUCCUGAGCUCUGGUGAUGAGUUUGCGGCGAGUGACAGCGGUUGGGACAGCAUGAGUAUUCGGCAUGCCUUCAUCAGAAAGGUCUAUUUGAUUUUGGCGUCUCAGCUCCUUGUCACCACAGCCAUUGUGGCCGUUUUCACAUUUGUCCAACCAGUCAGAACCUUUGUACAGAGAAACCAAGCUAUCUACUGGGCAUCAUAUGCUGUGUAUUUCAUCACCCACAUUGUGCUGGUCUGCUGUAAGGGCCCCCGGAGGAAGUUCCCAUGGAACAUCAUCUUGCUGUCCAUCUUUACCCUGGCUUUGUCCUACAUGACUGGAUCUAUUUCCAGUUACUAUGACACAAAGGCAGUGUUUCUGGCCCUGGGUAUCACUGCCGUCGUCUGCAUCGCCGUCACAGUCUUCUGCUUCCAGACAAAGGUGGACUUCACCAAGUGCCAGGGCCUUUUCUGUGUCCUUGGGAUUGUAGUAUUUGUGACUGGCAUCAUUACAACCAUUGUGCUGUCCUUCAAAUAUAUUCUGUGGCUUCACAUGCUGUAUGCAGCUUUGGGAGCCAUAGCUUUCACUAUGUUCCUAGCGUACCACACUCAGCUGCUGAUAGGAAACAGGAAGCAUUCAAUCAGCCCAGAGGAGUAUGUGUUCGCUGCACUCUCCAUCUACGUCGACAUCAUCCAGAUCUUCCUUUUCCUGCUGCAAAUUAUCGGUGCUUCAACUAAAUAAAUGCACCAAAGGGUACACGACCAACUUGGGUCAACAGGGUGCAAAACUGUACCGUGCUUUUUAAAACCUUUUGCUUUGUUUUCAGUCAGAAUCAGAAUAAAUUUUAUGAGAUCAUAAUGCACUAAAGGGAAGGGCUGAAUUUUAGAUUUUGUCAUAGUAUAGGUUAAUCCUAUGUACAAAAAACACUUUCUGAUAUCAAUAUUUGAUAAGUUCCUUAAAGCAGAUAUAGUGUUUAAAGGAGAAUAUUAAUACUUGUAAUAUUACAUACAAUAUAAAUACCGCAAAUAUCUAUAGACACUGGACUGCCAGCUGCAGCAUUUAUUCACUUCUGCUGGACUUAAGUUAAGGCAGACAGUGUCUGAACCUUUUUCUCUGGAUGUUAAUGUAUUGCUAUACAUAAACUGGGUCACAUCAGUAUAAACGUUGAGGAAAUAGGCAAACGUGUGUUCAAACUCUCACUUGCCAACACAGACACCCACCUCUCUGGCUUUUACAGUGGGGGUGGGCAGUGCGUCUUAUGAUUUAUGAAUAAUUGAUACAUUACAUCUAAAUACAUUUAAAUGACCACUCAAGUUUUUCAAACAUUAGGCAUUUCUUAUAUUUGCUGUUACGUACUUAAAGGAAUGGUUCCAGAUUUGUGUAAACAAACGCUUAUUUGCCUUCUUGUUGAGUUAGAUGAAAGGAUUGAUACCACUCUCAUGUCUGUCCGAUAAAUGUAAUACAACCAGCAGCCAGUUAGCUUAGCUUAGCUUAGCAUAAAGACUGGAAACAGGGGAACAGCUAGCCUAGCUCUGUCUGAAGAUAAAAAAAUCUGCCUAUCAGUACCUCUAAAAAUUACUAUUUAACAUGGUAUAUGUCACAGAUUUCCUGAAGUCUCCACUGGAGGGUUUAUACUUUUAUACUUGGUGUAGAGCUUUAUAAGUUGCUGGUAGGGUACCUGUUUCCUCCUGUUCCCAGCCUUUAUGCUAAGCUAAGCUGCCAGCUGGCUGUAACUUCAUAUUCUCUGUACAGGCACGAGAGUGAAUCAGCACAUUUCUACUGCUUUAAAUAUAUUUAUAACAUACAUAAAAAAGCAAAAAGGGUUCAUGGUAAAUAACAAAUAUUUAUUGUGUAAACUCUGAACCAAUGACUCUGCACUAUGAAGAGUGUUUGUGUCUAAAAAGUGAUGUUACACAAUGUAACAUUUGGUACUGAUCUUAAGGACACAAGUACAGAUACUCAAAAUCACACUUAUGUCAGCAUUGGUGAUUGAUCUGCCCACCCCUGACACCCAGCUCAGUACACCUAGUGACAGCCUCAGACCUGCAGUCAUGGGGUUAUUUUAUCAAGCCUUUGCUGGUGGUUUUUAAUACACGUGUUGCUUUAUUCUAACUUUAUACAUUCUACAUCACUAUAGUGCCUUCACAAUGACGUUUCUGAGAUUAGAUUUUUUUUACUUUAAGAAGUAUGUGUACAGUACUCGAUAAGCUUUUAUAGUAUUGUUACAGUAUGUGCCUGUUUAUAUAGUCUUGUGUUACAGUCUGAGUUGGGUCAGAAACUGAGUGCCAGCAGGGUGGGUUUGUCCAUACAGGGCCACAAUGUCAUUCCUGAGAGUCAGUGAGCUCCAGUUAAUGUGGAACUGUCCAAAAACAUGAUCAACCCCAUCCAGCUGGUCCUCCACACAUGUUCAUAUUCAUCAGAAAUAUAGACCCAAGCCACAUAAUCUUUGACUCUAAACAACUAUGGCAAAAAUGUUGAAUGUUUAGAACAGAUAGUCAGCGUGGGCUUUGUAAAUAUACAUAUCAAUGAUGAGGGAAGUCUGUUUGCCUUUUCAUAUCAAAUAAAGAUUUGUAUUUGUGA
This is a messenger RNA of Dicentrarchus labrax (European seabass), 3068 nucleotides long. It is a transcript of the gene tmbim1a, whose product is annotated as transmembrane BAX inhibitor motif containing 1a. Gene Ontology annotation, biological process: negative regulation of apoptotic signaling pathway. NCBI's taxonomy places the organism in Eukaryota, Metazoa, Chordata, Actinopteri, Moronidae. The transcript has 12 exons. The record is from RefSeq and is a predicted model, not a curated record. Bases 222 to 1229 code for a protein of 335 amino acids. Gene Ontology annotation, cellular component: membrane; Golgi apparatus; endoplasmic reticulum.